AUGUUGUAUGCUCCGCCUCCAUCCCUCCAAUGUGCCCCCCUGACCACAAUCACCGAAACUGAGGGAAUCACUCAAGACUACAUCAUCCAGACAUACACAGAAGCAUCCAGUGCCAAUCCCCCAGGUGAGUCCAAGACGGACAGAGAGUCCUUGAAGACAGUGACGAACGUCGAAUCCUUCAAGCCAAUCGAGAAUACUCUCAACAACUUGCCCAGUGGCACUUCUACAGAGGUCUCCAAGGAAGCACUUUUGGAGAGCUCUUCGUUUGACGAGCUUGAGAAGGAGACGCUUCAGUGCCUUGAGGAGGUUGAAGCUGCCUUUCAGGAGAGACACGAGAAGUAUGAAGAAGCUCUUUACCUCAAGGCAAUGGGCACUAUGAGCUGUCCGAUAUGA
This is a messenger RNA of Candidozyma pseudohaemuli, 393 nucleotides long. RefSeq lists its product as uncharacterized. The record is from RefSeq and is a predicted model, not a curated record. Bases 1 to 393 code for a protein of 130 amino acids. The transcript has a single exon. Lineage: Eukaryota; Fungi; Ascomycota; Pichiomycetes; Serinales; Metschnikowiaceae.